CCCAGGCAGCACUGAAGGACCUUCAGUAUAAUAACAGUGAGCCAAGCCUGACACUGAUAACUUGCAUUGCCCUUAAAUUCUUCACUGCUGUUUGCUCCUCUCAUCCCUCAUGUCCCAUUCGCAUUGCAAAAAAAUUAACUGCUAUGCAGCAGUCCAUUGAGACCUGGACACUCCCCUGUUUUAUUGCUGAAUAAUGCCUGCUGCUCUUUGCUUGUGGGGGUUUUUGGUCCUUUAACUGCAAUGCUUAAUAAUUAAUUGUGAUUUUUCGCUAGUAAAUUUCUGUGUAGAAAUAGUCAACAAACCAAAGCAUUGCUCUAGUGGAUGCACAGAGCUGAGCUUGAACGCAUCAUUGCUUGAGUUGCUUGUUGGCUGAUGUGCUCUUAUCAUUGUUUGGUGUACUCAUGCACUUUUCAAGUGGUUUUUCUUUUUUUGGUUUGCUUUUUGUUUUGUGUCAUCGUGUCCUAACAUGUGCUCGGCUUCUCUGUUCUCCUUAGCCAUUCACUGUCUGACAGCAGAAGUCUUUUUUCAGCCAUUUAAAUCCUGCACUUUGAAAUUCCCUGCCAGAGACCACAAGGUUAUUGUCAUGUCUGGCCAUGAGACUAUUCGGGUACUAGAAGUAGAAGUUGACGCAUCUUUGCCGUCAUCAGCAACUGAUGGAAAGGGUGAGGGUAAAGCUGAGGAAGGGGUGGCUCAAGCUACAGAGCAAUCUGAAGCCAGCAACACCCAGAACAGAACUACAGUACCCCAGAGCGCCGGUAAAACAGUGGUAGUUGAGCAGCAGGUGGUGUCUGUAGAAGCUCAGGCUCCUGCUGUCGAAACGUUGACUCCUGCUGCUCCCAUCAGCGUUUCCCUGACCCAGCCACAGGCUGCCUUGCCCCUCACUGUACAAGGCUGUCCACAGGUGCUGACACAGGAAAGUCUGGCCACUCUGAUGACUGGUAUGAUGGCUCAGACAGGGUCACUGGGCCAGCCUCUGCUUAUCCCUCUCAAUAUGGCUGGCUCCAUCGGUGGCCAGGGCGGUUUAGCUGUUCUCACUUUGCCUACAACCAGUGUAGCAACUCUCCCUGGUCUGGCUGCAGCUAACCCAGCUGGAAACCUCCUUAAAUUGCCCUUUGCUGGCCUUCAAGCUGCAACAGUUCUGAACUCAGUCCAGACUCAGCUGCAGACAAACGCACAGACAAUGUUCCAGCCUCAAACAGCCUCCAUACAGCCGGUGCAGACUGCUAUGCAGCAGCUGAUACCUCAGCCAACACAGGUCACCAACGCUCAGGUAGCAACAGCGCAAGCAACCUCAGCCUCCACCACUAUGUCUCAGCCCAGCAUUUCUGUGGCAGCACUCCAGACAGCGGGACUGUCCAUCAACCCUGCCAUUAUCAGUGCUGCUUCUUUGGGAGCGCAGCCCCAGUUCCUCAGUUCCCUCACAUCGACUCCCAUCCUCAGCAGUGCCAUGUCCGGCAUGGCUGGCAUCACCAGCCAGAUCAUCACAAAUGCCCAGGGGCAGGUCUUAGGGACCCUCCCAUUGUUUGUGAACCCCGCCUCUCUGGCUGGAGGUGCUGCAACUUCCACCCUCCCUCUUCAGAGUCUGCAGGUCCAGACGGUUGCCCCACAGCUGCUCCUCAACACCCAGGGCCAAAUCAUUGCCACUGUAGGAAACGGACCUGCUGCUGUGGCCACUUCUGCUGCGGUUUUGCCUAAAAUGGCUGCUCCUCCAACACUUAACAAACCCAGCACACCGGUGUCAGUAACAAGUGUCACCCAGUCACCAGUUGUCAUUGCACCGCAGCCAUCUUUACUGAAGACUGAAACUAUGCUCUCCUCCACAACGCCCGUCACCUGUGGAGACAUAGCAAAAGUGGGGCAGCUUGUCAGCAAACCCCAGCAGACGGUGAGUAGCGAGGAAGGCAUUAAUCUGGAGGAAAUUCGAGAGUUUGCCAGGAAUUUCAAGAUCCGACGGCUGUCCCUUGGACUUACUCAGACACAAGUAGGGCAGGCCCUUACUGCAACCGAGGGUCCGGCCUACAGCCAGUCCGCUAUUUGCAGAUUUGAAAAGCUGGAUAUUACCCCUAAGAGUGCUCAGAAGCUGAAGCCGGUGUUGGAGAAGUGGCUGGCUGAAGCCGAGCAUUGGAACCAGAAAGGCCAGCAGAACCUGAUGGAGUUUGUCGGUGGUGAACCUUCCAAAAAACGCAAGCGGCGCACUAGUUUCACCCCGCAGGCGAUAGAAGUUCUUAACUCUUAUUUUGAGAAGAAUGCUUUGCCCACAGGCCAGGAGAUCACAGAGAUUGCCCGUGAACUAAACUACGACAGAGAGGUUGUGAGAGUAUGGUUCUGCAACCGGCGGCAGACACUUAAGAACACAAGCAAGAUCAAUGUCUUCCAGGUUUAGUAGCGACCUAAUUUUGGGAGAGUUCUCCACUCCUCCUUAUCCUUUUGGGAAUUUGAACACCUAAUGCAACGGCACACACGUGGAUUGUGUUCUGAAUUCAUCCUCAAUAAGGUUGAAGGAAAAUAAAGUUUUUGAGGAAAAAGAAGGUAAUAACAUGUUAUGAAAUAGUACUUAAAAAAAGAGUUAUAAUUGUGUUUUAAGGCAUUUGUGAAUAUUAUUUAUGUGUGAUGCAUACUAAGUCAAACUGCAUGGUCCUUUUAUCUCAUAUAGUAAUGGUAACAUGUUUAAGACAUUUAAUGAACUUUUAUAUAAGUGGUUUUAUAAGCUCUUGACUUAUUUUAAGUGGCUGUGCAUUAAGUCACAUUAAUGUUUGGUCACAUGUAUGACAUUCUGUGUCAAUGGCUGACAUUAUGCUGAUAUUUGAGAAAUAAGCUUUGGCCAUAAUGGUUAAUGUGACUGUUGUAGCUGCUCAUUUAUGCCGUAUCUACGUGAUAUCUGUCAUAGAGCAGCUCUGCAAACAUGAAUACAUUUCUACAAUACAAUAAGUUUAAUCUGAGUCAUUUGGCUUAGGACGUUCAGCACUUACUUUGCUCUCUACAGACCCCCAGUACUGGCCCCAGUGUUUUGGGACAAUCAACACUGAUAUUUCCUACUGGAUAAUCACUAAGAUGAACUUAAAAACCUUACGUUUUUCAGCUGUGUGAAUUUGAUCACACUGAAUGUCAGUUGGGAGGGUCCUAGCUUGUGCUGCAUGGACAAGUUAUACUAAUUAAAACUGUAGCUCACGCUGUUGUCUAAGGUGCCACACUAGUUAAGUGAUUUUAAAUUUUGAUGAUGUUUGGUUUAUUUGUGAGUGAAUUGUACAAAUAUUCAUAAUGUCAUACAUGGUUGACACAUAAUGUGUGUGAAUUCACUUUUGUUUUCCCUCUUUCUGUUAUAUGUGCUUGUUAUACUUUGAGAUUAUUAUUGAUAUUAUUUUGUUUACUGCAUUGACUGUUCCCCUUAACCUGACAACAUUUCUGCUGCAUUUUCCAUAUUGAGGUUAUUUUGAAAAAGAUGCUUAAUUGGCCUGUCAUUAAGUCAACCUUAUAUAUAUAUAUGUGUAUAUAUACAUACAUAUAUAUAUAUAUAUAUAUAUAUAUAUAUACAUAUACUCGUGUUUUCUAAAAUAUUAGUGCCAGAUUAUUUAGAUGUUUAUAUUAAGCCCAAAAUCAAUUGAGCUGAUCAAGUGAAUCAUAAAUUAUAUUUAAUUGUUCUGCAUAGGGAAAGGAGUUUGCGGAUUAUUGUCUUAUUACUUUCAGUGUGACUGAGAUAGCGGACAGUUUGCAUAUGCAAAAUGAAGUUAUUUUCUGUAGGAAACAUAUAUUGGCAAAUUUCUUCAUUUUUGCCAUUAUUUCAAGCUCUGUUUGCACUUUAGUGACAGCAGGGAAAGUGAAGGAGUUAUGAGUGGUUUAUGUGCGGUCCAGGUUUCAGAUUUGUUGUGCAAAGCGAAUCAAAUGUUUGCAUUUUAUUGCUCUCGAUUAGUAUGAAGCUUUGCGAAAAUGUAGCAGUACUGGCAAAUUUGCAAUUUUCCUAUUAAGAUUUGUUUAAGUUUUAUGCAGAUGAAAUGUAAAAAACUGACAUAUAAGUUAAUAUGCAUUCAUUACUAAAAACCUUAAUUUGUAUAAUCAUAUGUUGAAUGAUGCUUUUUAUCCUGCACCUCAUAUUUGCCUUUUGAAAGACUGUAGGCCUACAUUGGAGUAUACAAACCACAGACAUUUUCACAAGUGUCAUGUUUUAUUAUACAUUAAUGAUUAAUAAUUGAAGACAAUAUAUGAUAUUGUUUAAUAUACUAAGUAAACAAAUAGAGAAAAAGAUAAGCUCUAUAGGAAGUAAAAGCUAAUAUUCAUUUCAUGCUGAAAAAAAAUCAGAUCUUAGUGAAACAAAAGGAAAAACAAUGGUUGGAUGUGUUUCUUCAUUUUCAGUCAG
Molecule: messenger RNA, 4351 nt
Organism: Melanotaenia boesemani (Boeseman's rainbowfish)
Lineage: Eukaryota; Metazoa; Chordata; Actinopteri; Atheriniformes; Melanotaeniidae
Gene: pou6f1
Product: POU class 6 homeobox 1
Exons: 10
Coding region: 467-2383 (638 amino acids)
Biological process (GO): regulation of transcription by RNA polymerase II
Molecular function (GO): DNA-binding transcription factor activity, RNA polymerase II-specific; RNA polymerase II cis-regulatory region sequence-specific DNA binding
Source: RefSeq, a predicted model, not a curated record